GCCACUGCGCUCCAGUUUCACAAAGUCUCUGACAGGGGGAGCGGCGCGCUGUUUUUACGCAUAGCCUCCAGUCCAGCAGCCUAUUGUAGACAUUGUAAAGUAGCCGCGUAGUACAUUUGUGGAGAGGACACAGCUCUGAUAAAUGGAUACCUGAGUCCAGAGUAGAAGAGCUUUUACCAAGAGAAAAAACAAGAUAUGCGCUUUUUGGAGACGCUGCGUAAAUGCGUGACGCAUGGACUUUUUUCUUUUUAUUUUGACCGACAGAGGAGAGGUUUUCUCCGUUUUAACUUCACAUUUCAAAUCAAAUCAAAUCAAUCAAGCCAACAGAUCCACAAAAAGAAGACAAAAGGGCUUUCCAUGUGAUUUUUUUAACCAAACCGUGACCGCACAGUCUAUUCCCGGACGUUUUGUCGUAAAAGAGACGCAAAUCGUGCUUUGAAAACUUAUUUAGUCAUUAACCAUAAGAGCUGUUUGGAGACAAGACCGAACAGGUUACUAGAGGUAAGAAGCGGAGAGUCAUGCCUGGAAAAACUGGCUUCUUUUCAUUAAACGCUGGUUUGACGUGUCAGCGGAGACGUAGUACAAGAAGCAGAUUGAGGGCAAACAUUUCUUGCACUUCUGACUGUUUGACCGACUCUCCUCGCUUUCUCUUUCUCCGUGUUGAAUUGUUUGUGUCACCGCAAACAAACUCCCCGCUAAUUAGAUUUUAUAUAGGCAGUAACCUGCCAACACCAGUUAGCUGUAGAGUUUUAUUUUCUUCGUCCUGGGUAGAUGUAACCGCCUGCAAAAUGUCUUUCUUGACAAGUCAUUCGGUCUCGUAUUUCAGACCAGAAUAUCGUUUCCUUUAGACAGCUUCAGAUAUUUUUGAGAGGGCUUGUAGAAACAAAUAUCUUGAAGUUUAAAAAAUGUUGGGUUUUUUUUUUUCAUCACAAAUAAUACAGAGUAACAAAAUAAUGGUAACAAAAAGAUGGGAAACUGCCCCAUCCUUUGGUUAUAUUUAAUUCAUAGUUCAGUCAGACUUGAGAGCCAUAUAAAACACAAUGAACUAACUUAACUCACUGGUUAUUACUGUGUAUUUACCAUCCACUGUCUCUGUUCUUGUUCAGGGUGCUGAGGCUCUACAAGAAGGACUCCGGCCAUAGAAAAAAAAGCAUUUUGGCCCCACAUAAAGGAGGAGGAGGCGCUUCUUGCCUUGAAGCUGAGACGUUUUUAGAUGGAUUCUUUAUGUCUGCUUCAGCACCGGAGCAGACGGUCUGCUCUGAACAUUUGCAAGCCGUGACAGCACGUUACAAAACAUGACGCAUCGUAGCGUAUGGAUUGCCAAAAACAUGAGCUGCUGCACCCAGCGCGGAAGAAGGAGAAGAAGAAGAAGCGGCUUCCCUGUCCUCUGCGGUGCGGAGCAGGACGCGCGCAGGACAGCUGGUGGGACCAGAUGGAGGAUUCGGAGGGCGGAUAGACAAGACGUUACUUCUGCAAAGGGCAAGGUGCUGCUGUGGGUGCUCAUUGCUUUGCUGCCUCUGGUGGAAGGAGCUCAUAUGAAAGGUGGUGCUGGUGUGGGAUCAGACUCAGGCCACACUGUGGGCCUGCUGGGAAACCAGGAGGAGAGACAGCUUCCUGUGACGCUGCCUGAAAUGGUGGAGGAUAAGGAACAGAAAGAAGACAGUGACCCUUACUCUACUUGGCACCCUCUUUAUGACCCUUUUGUAAUGGAUGAGGUGGAUGACCAUCCCAGCAGUCGCUGGGUAGGACGAUCACCACGCUCCUCUGAUCCCACAGAACCUCAGCCCAAGGGAUCAUCGAAGAAAAAGAAGAAGAAGAAAGAAAAGGAAGAAGAGACAGAAACAAGGAACAGAAAGGGUAAGGGGAGAAACGGACACCCGAAGCAGAGCAGCAGGCACUGCCGUGUGGAGAAGAAAGAGAUGAGGGUUCGGGAUCUAGGACUGGGAUUUGAUUCGGAUGAAAUCGUCCUUUUUAAGUUCUGUGUAGGCUCCUGCCAGGCCGAAAGAACAAACUAUGACCUAGCACUGAAAGCACUGCUGGAGAAUGGCUCGCUGCCUCGACGCACCGCCCGCAAGGUCAGCAGCCACCCCUGCUGCCGCCCCGACCGCUACGAGCCAGUAUCGUUCAUGGAUGCCAAGACCACGUGGAGAACCAUCCAAUCGCUCUCUGCCGCCAGCUGCAUGUGCAUGGGCUGAAUGAUGAGUACAAACAGAUAAGCGCCCAGGAUGGAUAAAGCUGAAGAGCCUCUGGCUGGAUAGUGUGUGUGUCUGUGUGUGUGUGAGGCCCCGUGUUUAGGAUUUGGCCAUAUGGGGGCACUGUCUCACACAGAAACAGAAAAGAAGAAGAAAAAGAGGCCACUUGUUUGCCUCCCUGAUACAUUUCCUGCUGAGAAGGAAGUGGGCUGGCCGCAGCUGGACAUUAAGGGCCAAGGUCAAAAUCAAGAGACUGAGGGGGAGGUCAUUAGGGAAGCCCAGUCUGGAUACUGUUCCCUCUGAUACUGAAUUCUUUUUAACUGAAUAACCGGUAAUUAAUGCAGGAUACUAAAGCCUGGUUAUUAUACACAGAGACCUUCUUCAUGUGUUUGAUUUCAUUUGGGCGAGACCUGAAGGCUGAAGCUCAAGCGAUGUAAAGAAAAUUUACAGUUAAAGGACGCUUUGUUUCCAUUCAGACCAUUCAUGCUCGGUGAGAACAGGUGUUUCCACAAGAUUCGUUCUCUUCCCGCACACAGACAGGGACAUUACAUUGUGUCUUCUCUAUGUUCAGGUGAACUCAGCCAGAUGGAUGCCAUGCAUCUUCAUGUAUUACUGUAUAAAAGUAAAGUAUAUUUAUUUUGGAUAAAUUAUUAUUUAUUUAUUAUGGCUUCAUAUGAGAGCUGUUUUUAUGAACUCUAUUGUAGAUAAUAUCUAUUUAUUGCCAAGAUUCACUUUUCAUGUCGACAGUUACUUGUGCUCGCAUACAGUACAACAUUUUUUUCUUUUCCAGAUGCUGAUUUUCACACUUACCCAGCACAGAAAGUCAAACUUUGGCUAAACAGUUUCUUCUAGGCAGAAGUAGAUUGGAUUUCUAAAAUCUGGUUAUUGAUAUUUUUUUCUAUUGAGCAAAACAAUAUCCAAGAGGUCAAAUUCUUAUUUACUUUUCAUCCCAGACUAACAGAUAUUGGGCAAAAAUGGACCAACAUUGAAACAAUGUGGAAGAACUGAUAAAUAUUGAAUUUUGUUUACUUUGAGAGCAUCUAACAUAAUUGAGUCUGGUGAGAUAUCUGUGUUUGUGGUCACCUUUGUGCUGGAAAUAGUCAUUUAAACUUUAAUACAUACUGCAUUGUAUGUACAGUGUGUAGUGAAGAGGAUCAAUUAUGGUUUUCCUUUGCUGUUACAUUGGUGGAUGCUCUGUUUUAAACACUAAAUACUGAGGUUAUUGUAUGAACAACUAAUCCCAGUGAGCCAAACACUCAACUUCAGACAGUUUCUCGAUGUGUCUUCAGAAUAACCCCAGCCUUGAUGACUGAUAUCAGCCUUUGACCAAGUAACAUACUUACCAGUGGCCAUGUUUUGUGUCCUAUCAGUCCCAGCAAUUUUGUGCUGACUAAAUGCUCUAAGAUGUGAACUGAAAGUUAUGUUUUACAAUGCAAUAACUUUGUUUGAUUUUUUUUUUUUACCAGCUAUCAGUUAAAUUGUUACCGACCCAGAAUUUUAGAACUCGUGCAUCCCUAAUCUAGACGACAAGACCUUGAAGGUGAUUUUUAGUUCUCAUUCAUACUCUCACUAUGUCGCUCUGUCCUUAUUAUUAUUAUUAUUAUUAUGAUGAUUAUAAAGCUUCCUUUAUUUUUGUAUGUUAUUAUCCUCUAAGGGAAUAAAGUUUUUUUUAUAAUAUACAUCAUGUUAGUACACCUAUUAUUCAGACUAUUCUGUCCAGUUAUCUGUGCAACAGUUACUGGUGUGAACUAACACCACAACAACUUAAUUUGCCGAUGAAUUAUCCUGUAGCGCCACCUGCUGGACUAGAAUCUAAAGCGAACUGCAAUGCUCGUUUUGACGCGAGAGGAACUUGCUGUCCUGCCACCUGUCUGCUGCCAGCUGGUGAUGUCUGCUUUAAAAACUUAUUGUUCUUUAUUGAGCAGAACAGGCAAAACCGGUGAUUUCGCUGCC
Messenger RNA from Haplochromis burtoni (Burton's mouthbrooder), 4145 nucleotides. Its product is annotated as artemin. Gene Ontology annotation, molecular function: growth factor activity; receptor tyrosine kinase binding; glial cell-derived neurotrophic factor receptor binding. The record is from RefSeq and is a predicted model, not a curated record. Bases 1296 to 2195 code for a protein of 299 amino acids. NCBI's taxonomy places the organism in Eukaryota, Metazoa, Chordata, Actinopteri, Cichliformes, Cichlidae. The transcript is spliced from 4 exons.